Molecule: messenger RNA, 228 nt
Organism: Anisakis simplex (herring worm)
Lineage: Eukaryota; Metazoa; Nematoda; Chromadorea; Rhabditida; Anisakidae
Source: the annotation of a GenBank genome assembly
AUGUAUCGUGAUGACGGUCCAACAGGAGGCGGUAUACCUCCGGUGAAACGUCCAAUGCAACAAUGUGAAUCUCAAUGUGCACCGAGUGAAGUAGCAUCUGUUUCAUCUCCGGUUACCUAUCAACAACUGAAACGAGGCAUGUCCCUGAUUUUUUUGGAUUCUGCUUAUUUGUGUUAUGUGGAACAGAUUGCUAGUAACACUGAUGUGAUUAAUCUAUCGUCAAUUUAA